AUGUUCCAUCUUUUUGCAUCCGAGGUGGCGGCGUUUGCCUCGAUGGUGCUCUUUGUUCUCAUGUAUGGCGUCUUCUACUUCUUCGACAUUGGUUGGGCUCGCCAGCCGACCGCUGUGGAUGUGUUCGUGCUCAUCUGUAGCUGUAUCUUUGCAUGUCGCACAGCAGCCAAGGGUAAGGUGUGCCAGUGGCCCUCCGGUGUGGACUUCACAAACCGUGUGGCACUCGUCGUUGGGGCCACCUCUGGCGUAGGCUACAGCACGGCGAUGCAGCUCGCAGAGCACGGCUGGACCGUUGUGCUCGCAGCCCGCAACAUCGAUCGGCUGCUUUUUUCAAAAAAGGCUAUUGAUCGUUACUUGCAGAGGUGCAACGCGAAGGGUUCGGUGAAGGUGCUCGGCACCGUUGAUCUGCGCUCGGAUGCGUCUAUCCGAGCCUAUGUAAAGGACCUGGCGGCUGUAAAGGCGCAGCUGCCGGUGGGUCUUCUUAUCAUGGCGGCUGGCGCGAUGCAUCGGCAUCUGCACCUUGUCGGCGAGCUGGAGGAGUUGAGAACAGGCAAAGCGUCCGUCGCGGCAUCGUCCACGGCCUGGCGUUCGAUGGAGUGCAUGAUCGCCGCAAAUGCAGUCGGUCCCUAUUUAUUCACCCAGCUGAUGCUCCCUUUGUUGGAUGAGACGGCAGAGAGGACGUCGGUCACGUCGCGCAUCGUGAACGUGGCGUCGAGCUGCCACACCUUCCUUGGCCCUGGCCUCCAAGCUCGCUACAGCCCGGUCGAGAUGAUCCACGGACUUGAUGAGCGAGCCGCUGAAGUGCUCCCCGGCGACGGCUCUGGGGAGGCGAAGAAGGGCAAAACUGCGCGUGGCCCAUAUUACAUUCGCGACUAUAGCUGGGCCAGUUUUGUUGGUUACUAUGGGCUUUCCAAGCUCUGUGUCAUGUGGAACACGCGGCUCCUGGCGCGGCAGGUCGCGACGAUGCGUUUCAUCGAAAAGACUGCUGCGAAGACGCCUGCUCUGCGCAAACCAGCAACGAAUCACAGUCCCACAGACCCUGCCCAGAACAUCACUGCAACGCCAGAGACAGCCCGACAGGACCAACUCAAGAUCUUCGUCGCCUGCACGCACCCCGGCAUCAUCACUACCUACCUCUACCGUGACAUCUUCGCGCCAUGGAUGCUCGACUACUUAUUGUACUACCCUUCCCUUGUCUUCGGAAAGACAUGGUUUGAGUCCGCUCAGUCGACUCUCAAGGCAGCGGUGGAGGACACAGGGAUGGUACAGGGCGGCUACUACCUCUGCAGUGGGGAGUACGGCCCGGAGAGCGGUGUCAACUGCGUCUCGGCCCACGCCCAGAGUCUGACAAACAUGGAGGAGUAUCACAAGUGGCUGAUGGCACGAGUGGUGCCGGCACUGAAGCCGGAGAGCAGCGACACGGGCACGAGGAAACAAGACGAAGCAUUUUUGCAUUAA
Molecule: messenger RNA, 1458 nt
Organism: Leishmania braziliensis MHOM/BR/75/M2904
Lineage: Eukaryota; Euglenozoa; Kinetoplastea; Trypanosomatida; Trypanosomatidae
Exons: 1
Coding region: 1-1458 (485 amino acids)
Source: RefSeq, a predicted model, not a curated record